GAGGGAGAGGAGAGAGAUUUCUCUGGCAGUAUUCAGAGGUGGAAGACAGUUACCCAUAAAACGCAACAAUGCCGGGGGUGAUAAAUAUGGAUGAGUUGACAGACGUGGAUAAGGCUAAAAUGGAAAGAGACCAAAAGAAGAUUGAAGUCAAGCUUGAGAGAUGGAUGACGUCUAAGUGCUGUACUGAGUUUAUGGAGGCGGUUCAGGCCGGUGUAGAAGAGGACACUCUGGUCAAAGGCAUCGCAGAAGACAAGAACCCAUUCAAGGAGUUGAAAGGUGGAUGUGUCAUCUGCUGAAGAGGACAGGAGUCAGAACAGACAGUGGAGCUUUUCUUUCACUGAUUAGACCCUCUCUAGUGCCCAAGGACAUGCCCCCUUCCUAGGAAACAUAGCUGGAUCACCAAUAGCUAACCGAGAGGAGAUGGUAAAAAAACAAACAGAUGUAAAUACAUCUAAAUCUCAUGAAACCAUGUAAAUGAAUCCUUCUAGAUUGUGAUCCCUCCUUGGAGUGAUGCAGGAAAUAAGAGUUGUUUUUGGAAUGAUUGUCAGAGGUUUGUUGGAUGGUUUAUAUUGUCAGUAAAGAGCUUGUCUCCCAUGAGACUGUCUAUAGUCUGAGUGUGCACCAUCUGUUUCAUUAUUGGACAAAACCACAGUAAUUAAAUGAGCUUGUUUACAACUACAAGUCACACCGAAUGUUGUGUGAAAGACAGAGUACUUUUACAGGCUUAUAGACACAUGCUUAUAGACACAAGAUGGUAUUGACAAAUCUGCCAUCAAUGGGGGAAAAAGUAGUUAUGAAGGUAAGGAACAUGUAUGUUAUGGGUAGCUCACCUGAACAUCAUGAAAUCCCCCUUUCUAGCCUAAAGCUUUCUACUUUGACUGGCAUGGCCUACUACUGCAUUUAUGCCGCGUUGAAAACAACUGGGAACUCGAAAGAAAUACGAAAUCACAUCAUGACGUCAGUGAUCUUCAGGUCGGAAAGACGGAUCUCUAGAAAAAGGCCCGCACAGAAAUCGGAGAUUUCAGAGUUCCCAAUUGUUUUGAACGUGGCAAUAGCCUGUGACACUACUAGUUGCGCAUGUGCAGCUCAUUGACGCACACACAACAUUAACUGUUACUUGCACAGAAAUGGCUCAGCGACUGAAUUUGGUAGUAAGCCGUAAUUUCUCCACAUUAACCUCGCUAAGCAGUACAAGGAAGCUGGCUGAAAAUGUGUCAUCUAAACCCAAAACGGCCAGUGGUUCAGAGAUAACGGCUGAUCAUUUACUCUACACACCAGAGCAUUUUGCGUUGAAGGAAUCUCUUAAAAAGAUCAUCGACCAGGAUAUCAACCCCUAUGUGGACCAAUGGGAGGCAGAGGGGAUAUUUCCUGCCCACAAAGUCUUCAAGCUCUUGGGAAAUGCUGGCUUUCUGGGUGUCAACAAGCCAGUUGAGUAUGGAGGCCUGGGUCUGGACUUCAGCUACAGUAUAGCCGUGUCAGAGGAGCUGGGUAACAUCCGCUGUGGAGGCAUCCCCAUGGCCAUCGGAGUCCAGACUGAUAUGGCCACACCUGCCCUGGCCAGGUUUGGCUCUACAGAGCUGAAGAAGGAGUUUCUGCUGCCCUCCAUAAUGGGAGACAAAGUGGCCUGUCUGGGAGUGAGUGAAGUCGGAGCCGGCUCAGAUGUUGCUACCAUCAAGACGAACGCGGUGCGUGAAGGGGAUGAGUAUGUGGUGAACGGUGGUAAGAUGUGGACCACUAACGGCACCCAGGCUGACUGGAUGUGUCUCCUGGCCAACACCAGUGACGGUCCGUCUCACAAGAACAAGUCCCUCAUCUGUCUGCCUAUGAACUCUCCUGGGGUUCACAUCGCCCGCAAGAUCGACAAGAUGGGGAUGAGGUCUUCUGACACAGCAGAGGUCUUCUUCGAUGACGUGCGCGUGCCUUGCAAGAACCUCAUUGGUCAGGAGGGGAUGGGCUUCACUUAUCAAAUGCUUCAAUUCCAGGAAGAGAGACUUUGGGCGUGUGGCAACAUUCUAACCAUGAUGGACAACAUCAUCCAGGAGACCAUUCAGUACACCAGACAGAGGAAGAUCUUCAAGAUGCCUGUUCUCUACCACCAGUCAGUACACUUUAGACUGGCUGAGCUGGAGACAGAGAUCGAGCUGCUGCGUUCCCUCCUCCAUCGCUCCACAGCUCUGUACAUCAAGGGCAACGAUGUGACUAAGCUGGCGUCCAUGGCUAAGCUGAAGGCAGGCCGUCUAUCCAGGGAGGUGGGGGACAGCUGCCUGCAGUACUGGGGAGGGAUGGGCUUCACCAGCGAUGUCCUGGUCAGCAGGUUUUACAGAGACGCCAGGUUACUGUCCAUUGGAGGAGGCGCUGAUGAGGUCAUGCUGUCGAUCAUCUGCAAGUACAUGGACACCCUACCCAAGAAGUGAUGUCACAGUGCCAGUAUGGCUUUCCCUUGUGCUGCACCUCAAUCCAGAACAUUGUUCCCAUUCCUAUGCUUCUCUAUAAUGACUAGAUAGGUAGAAGUGAUACCUCUUAGUUUAUGCCAUAUUGCUUACACCUAUCCAGUCCAUGAAGGGGAGUUACAGAAGGAACAGAACCAUUUUCUGGAAUUUAAUGAACACAUCAGAAUUGCAGUUUAAGAUUUUAAUUUGUUAAUCAAUUUAACCACUGUGUUGCACUUACCUUAUGAAAAUGCAUGUACUGUACUACAGGGCCAGUCAGGAAUGUUUUUCAAAUAGUGCCUCCAUGUUUCAAUUCUGGGGAAACAUGCCUAAGAUUUCGUUCCAUUCAUUUCUUUAUGACAAUUGAAAACUGCGGUCCUACAGUAGUUGUGAAUUUGUUUGUGUAUUGUGGAGAGGAUUUGUAAUCAAUGUCUAAGAUCAAGUUUUUGUAGAUAGUCUUAGGAAUACAAUGAAUAGUAUGUACCGUGGUGUAAAAUAAAUGAAGCGCUAUAUACCUCAA
Oncorhynchus kisutch (coho salmon) is the source of this 2949-nucleotide messenger RNA. RefSeq names its product acyl-CoA/acyl-ACP dehydrogenase. The transcript is spliced from 11 exons. Bases 1128 to 2414 code for a protein of 428 amino acids. Gene Ontology annotation, molecular function: acyl-CoA dehydrogenase activity; G-protein beta-subunit binding; flavin adenine dinucleotide binding. Gene Ontology annotation, cellular component: heterotrimeric G-protein complex; cytoplasm. NCBI's taxonomy places the organism in Eukaryota, Metazoa, Chordata, Actinopteri, Salmoniformes, Salmonidae. Gene Ontology annotation, biological process: G protein-coupled receptor signaling pathway; fatty acid beta-oxidation using acyl-CoA dehydrogenase. The record is from RefSeq and is a predicted model, not a curated record.